This is a messenger RNA of Racocetra persica, 122 nucleotides long. The record is from the annotation of a GenBank genome assembly. NCBI's taxonomy places the organism in Eukaryota, Fungi, Glomeromycota, Glomeromycetes, Diversisporales, Gigasporaceae.
UUUGGACAUAAUCAAGACUCUUUAUAUAGGAGAACACAAGUUGGUCUUAAAGAUAAGAUGAGGGCAGAAUUAAAAUAUAAAAUAAGACAUAAAUUACCACUUGGUGUAUUUAGUAAGGUUAA